Messenger RNA from Herpailurus yagouaroundi (jaguarundi), 7256 nucleotides. RefSeq names its product piezo type mechanosensitive ion channel component 1 (Er blood group) (gene PIEZO1). The record is from RefSeq and is a predicted model, not a curated record. Gene Ontology annotation, cellular component: membrane. The coding region runs from base 1 to 7020 and encodes 2339 amino acids. Lineage: Eukaryota; Metazoa; Chordata; Mammalia; Carnivora; Felidae. The transcript has 47 exons. Gene Ontology annotation, molecular function: mechanosensitive monoatomic ion channel activity.
AUGCGGGUACCUGGUCGGCCCAGGGUGGACCCCCACAUCUGGAAAGGCUGGCACGGCCUCCGGAAGGUGGUGAGCCGCCCAGAGACUCCUCUGAAGCCCGGGCUGUCCGUGGGCCUGGCUGCGGCGGCCGUCCGUGCAGUGGAUGCCGUCCUGGGCUCCGUGGUCCCCUCUGGCAUCCGCACAGAGGACCGGGCCUCAGCGGCUCCGGGGGCGCUGUGGUCGAGACCAGGGGAGCAGCCCCCCAUCUGGCAGUCUCUGCUGGGUGGCCCUCCUCAGGCCAGCCUCACGGAGCUGGUGGCGGAGGGGGAGGGGCCUGGCCGUCAGAGGGUGUUCGGCCUCAAGGCCUUGGUGGCUUACAGCAACUGCUCCGGUCCCAACGUGCUGGUCCUCGAUACCAGCCACGACUGGCCCGUGUACGUGAGCCCUGGCGUCCUGCUGCUCCUCUACUACACCGUGACCUCACUCCUCAAGCUGUGCACACACCAGCCCCUGGACCAGAGGAAGGAGGCAGCCGGGUACGACGAGGAGCAGGAGGUGGAACUGACUCACGUGGAUCAGUGGUCUCAGGGCCGGGCCGGGGCUGCGGCCACCAAGGAGGAGGGCGCUGCCCAGUGCGUGCCGCCCACGACCACGGGGCCAGACUGGGAGACCGCCGACAGCUGCACCGUGCACGACCUGACCGGCCACAGCCCCGUCCGGCAGCGCCCCCUGCACCCCAGGCUGUCGGAGCCUAGAGACGUGUCUCCCCUGCACGGUCUGGGCCAUCUCAUCAUGGACCAGAGCUACGUGUGCGCCCUCAUCGCCAUGAUGGUGUGGAGUAUCACCUACCACAGCUGGCUGACCUUCGUGCUGCUGCUCUGGGCCUGCCUCAUCUGGACGGUGCGCAGUCGUCACCAGCUGGCCAUGCUCUGUUCCCCCUUCAUCCUGCUCUACGGGCUGGCGCUGUGCGGGCUCCGCUACGUGUGGGCCAUGGACCUGCGUCCCGAGCUGCCCACCACCCUGGGCCCGGUCAGCCUGCGUCAGCUGGGGCUGGAGCACACCCGCUACCCUUGCCUGGACCUUGGCGCCAUGCUGCUGUGCAACCUGACCUUCUGGCUCCUGCUGCGCCAGUUCGUGAAGGAGAAGCUGCUAAGGAAGGCCAAGAGCGCUGCCGGCCUGCUGGGGGUCGCCGUGGCCGACCCAGAGCCCACGCGGACACGGACGCUGCUCCGGAGCCUGGGCGAGCUGGUCACGGGCCUGUACGCCAAGUACUGGAUCUACGUGUGCGCCGGCAUGUUCGUCGUGGUCAGCUUUGCCGGCCGCCUCGUCGUCUACAAGAUCGUGUACAUGCUUCUCUUCCUGCUGUGCCUCACGCUCUUCCAGGUCUACUACAGCCUGUGGAGGAAGCUGCUCAAGGCGUUCUGGUGGCUCGUGGUGGCCUACACCAUGCUGGUGCUCAGCGCCGUCUACACCUUCCAGUUCCAGGACUUCCCCACCUACUGGCGCAACCUGACCGGCCUCACGGAUGAGCAGCUGGCGGACCUGGGUCUGGAGCAGUUCAGCGUGUCCGAGCUCUUCUCCAGCAUCCUGGUCCCCGGCUUCUUCCUGCUGGCCUGCAUCCUGCAGCUGCAUUAUUUCCACCAGCCCUUCAUGCGGCUCACCGACCUGGGGCGCGCGCCCCCGCCCGGCGCCCACCUCCCGCGCUGGGCUCGAAGGCAGGACGCGGUCAGCGGGACCCCGCUGCUGCAGGAGGAGGAGGAGGUGGCCAGGGAGGACGGACUGAGCGGGGCCGGCCCCCAGCAGGCCGUGCAGGUCCCCGAAGCCGCCACCAGCAAGUGGGGCCUGGUGGCCGAGCGGCUGCUGGACCUGGCUGACCGCUUCUCCGAGGUCCUCACCCGCGUGCAGGUGUUGGUGCGACGCCUGCUGGAGCUACACGUCCUCAAGCUGGUGGCCCUGUACACUGUGUGGGUGGCCCUGAAGGAGGUGUCGGUGAUGAACCUGCUUCUGGUCGUGCUGUGGGCCUUCGCCCUGCCCUACCCCCGCUUCCGGCCCAUGGCCUCCUGCCUGUCCACCGUGUGGACCUGCAUCAUCAUCGUGUGCAAGAUGCUGUAUCAGCUGAAGGUCGUCAGCCCGCACGAAUACUCCAGCAACUGCACCGAGCCCCUCCUCAACAGCACCAACCUGCAGAAAACGGAGAUCAAGCAGUCCCUGCUGUACCGGGGACCCGUCGACCCUGCCAACUGGUUUGGGGUCCGGAAGGGCUUCCCGAACCUGGGCUACAUCCAGAACCACCUGCUGGUCCUGCUGCUGCUGGUGUUCGAGGCCAUUGUUUACCGGCGCCAGGAGCACCACCGUCGGCAGCACCAGCCGGCCCCGCUGCCUGCCCAGGCCGUCUGUGCCGACGGCACCCGACAGCGGCUGGACCAGGAUCUUCUCAGCUGCUUCAAGUACUUUGUCAACUUCUUUUUCUACAAAUUUGGGCUGGAGAUCUGCUUCCUGAUGGCCGUGAACGUGAUUGGGCAGCGCAUGAAUUUCAUGGUCAUCCUGCACGGCUGCUGGCUGGUAGCCAUUCUUACCCGCCGGCACCGCGGAGCCAUCGCCCGCCUCUGGCCCAACUACUGUCUGUUCCUGGCGUUGUUCUUCCUGUACCAGUACCUGCUGUGCCUGGGCAUCCCCCCGGCCCUGUGCCUUGACUACCCGUGGCGGUGGAGCCAGGCCAUCCCCAUGAACUCUGCGCUCAUCAAGUGGCUGUACCUGCCCGACUUCUUCAGAACCCCCAACUCCACCAACCUCAUCAGUGACUUCCUUCUGCUGCUGUGCGCCUCCCAGCAGUGGCAGGUGUUCGCAGCCGAGCGCACGGAAGAGUGGCAGCACGUGGCCGGCACCAACACCGACCGCCUGGAGGUGCCGCAGGGCGAGCCCGACCCCGUGCCCAACUUCAUUUACUGCAGGUCCUACCUCGACAUGCUGAAGGUGGCCGUCUUCCGCUACCUCUUCUGGCUGGUGCUGGUGGUGGUGUUCGUCACGGGAGCCACCCGCAUCAGUAUCUUCGGGCUGGGCUACCUGCUGGCCUGCUUCUACCUGCUGCUCUUCGGCACCAGCCUGUUGCAGAAGCACACGCGUGCCCGCCUCCUGCUGUGGGACUGCCUCAUUCUGUACAACGUCACCGUCAUCAUCUCCAAGAACAUGCUUUCGCUCCUGUCCUGCGUGUUCGUGGAGCAAAUGCAGAGCAGCUUCUGCUGGGUCAUCCAGCUCUUCAGCCUCGUGUGCACCGUCAAAGGCUACUAUGACCCCAAGGAGAUGCUGAGCCGGGACCGGGACUGCCUGCUGCCCGUGGAGGAGGCUGGCGUGCUCUGGGACAGCGUGUGCUUCCUGUUCCUGCUGCUCCAGCGCCGCGUGUUCCUCAGCCGCUACUUCCUGCACGUCAGUGCGGAGCUCCAGGCCACUGCCUUGCAGGCCUCCAGGGGCUUCGCGCUGUACAACGCGGCCAACCUCAAGAGCAUUGAGCUCCAUCGCAAGGCGGAGGAGAAGUCCCUGGCCCAGCUGAAGAGACAGAUGGAGCGCAUCCGCGCCAAACAGGAGAAGCACAGGCAGAGCCGGGCUGGCCGCAGCCGCCCCCAGGAGCCCCAGGGCCCCCCCCAGGAGCCGGGGCCUGGCAGUCCACGGGGCUCGUCCCCGCCACGGAGGCAGUGGUGGCGGCCCUGGCUGGACCACGCCACAGUUAUCCACUCGGGGGACUACUUCCUGUUCGAGUCUGACAGUGAGGAGGAGGAGGAGACCCCGCCCGAGGACCCCAGGCCUUCGGCACAGAGCGCUUUCCAGCUGGCGUACCAGGCAUGGGUGACCAACGCGCAGACGGUGCUGAGGAGGCAGCGGGAGGAGCAGGCGAGGCAGGAGCAGGCAGGGCAGCUGCCCGCAGGAGGCGGCCCGGGCGCGGAGGCGGAGCCGGCGGAGGGCCCAGACCAAGAGGCGGCUGGCCACAGCCACGUGAUGCAGCGGGUGCUGAGCGCCGUGCAGUUUCUGUGGGUGCUGGGGCAGGCGCUGGUGGACGGGCUGACGGACUGGCUGCGCACCUUCACACGGCACCACCGCGCCAUGAGUGACGUGUUGCGCGCCGAGCGCUACCUGUACACGCAGGCGCUGCUCAGGGGCCAAGAGGUACACCGGGGCCUGCUGGACCAGCUGUAUGCCAGGGGCGCGGAGGCCGCACCACCAGGCUCCUCGGGGGCCCGAGACGCACCCGGCGCGGCGGCAAGUGGGCCGGGGGCCCAGGAGCCACUGAGCGCCGCCACGGAGGCCACCGGCGGCUCCCUGAGCACGGGGUGCGACGCCCGCAGCAGCGGCGAGGACGCGACCGCCGAGCCCGGGGCUUCCCUGCACAGCUCCCGGGAGCUUCCCGCCGGUGCUUCCACCCGGACCCGCACCGCCAGCGAGCUGCUCCUCAACAGGCACCUGCACAUCCAGGAGCUGGAGGAGGCCCAGCAGUUCGAAGCGAGGCAGGGCCGGGCGCUGCGGCUGCUGCAGGCCGCCUACCAGUGCGUGGCCGCCCACUCGGAGCUGCUCUGCUAUUUCGUCAUCAUCCUCAACCACAUGGUCACCGCCUCGGCCACCUCCCUGGUGCUGCCCGUGCUCGUCUUCCUGUGGGCCAUGCUGUCCAUCCCGAGGCCCAGCAAGCGCUUCUGGAUGACGGCCAUCGUCUUCACCGAGGUGACCGUGGUCACCAAGUACCUGUUCCAGUUUGGCUUCUUCCCCUGGAACACCCACGCGGUGCUCCGGCGCUACGAGAACAAGCCGUACUUCCCGCCACGGAUCCUGGGCCUGGAGAAGACCGACGGCUACGUCAAGUACGACCUAGUACAGCUCAUGGCCCUGUUCUUCCACCGCUCCCAGCUGCUGUGCUACGGCCUCUGGGACCAUGAAGGGGACCAACUCUCCAAGGACCACGACCGCGGCACUGGGAAGAAGGGGGCUGAAGAGGAGCAGACGUCACCGGGACCCCUGGGAGAACCAGGGGUGGCUGGGGCCCUCGCCCAGUACCACAUGCAGGCGGAAGCAGGGGAUGGGCCCCCAGAGCCUCCCGUGGAGCCCCAGCCCCGAGACCCAAAGCCGAUCAGCCUGCGUUUCAGGAAGAGGAGAAGGGAGAGCACAGAGCCUGUGGAGCCCACAGCCGUUGAAGGCGUCGUGGCGGCGGCCCCGGGGAGCGAGAGGUGGAGUCGCCCUCGGGAAAGGGCGAGAGCCCUGGGGCUCCGACUGCAGAGCUGCUGCCUGGCCCUGGCCCAGAGCGUGUACCGGCCCCUGCACUGCUUUUUCCACGACAUCCUGCACACCCAGUACCGCGCGGCCACUGACGUCUACGCCCUCAUGUUCCUGGCGGACGUCGUUGACUUCAUCAUCAUCAUCUUUGGCUUCUGGGCCUUUGGGAAACACUCAGCAGCCACAGACAUCACGUCCUCACUGUCAGACGACCAGGUGCCCGAGGCCUUCCUGGUCAUGCUGCUCAUCCAGUUCAGCACCAUGGUCAUCGACCGCGCCCUCUACCUCCGCAAGACCGUGCUGGGCAAGCUGGCCUUCCAGGUGGUCCUGGUGCUGGCCAUCCACCUCUGGAUGUUCCUCAUUCUGCCCGCGGUCACCGAGAGGAUGUUCAGCCAGAACGCAGUGGCCCAGCUGUGGUACUUCGUCAAGUGCGUCUACUUCGCCCUGUCCGCCUACCAGAUCCGCUGCGGCUACCCCACCCGCAUCCUGGGCAACUUCCUCACCAAGAAGUACAACCACCUCAACCUCUUCCUCUUCCAGGGUUUCCGGCUCGUGCCGUUCCUGGUGGAGCUGCGGGCCGUGAUGGACUGGGUGUGGACGGACACCACGCUGUCCCUCUCCAGCUGGAUGUGUGUGGAGGACAUCUACGCCAACAUUUUCAUCAUCAAGUGCAGCCGAGAGACCGAGAAGAAAUACCCACAGCCCAAGGGGCAGAAGAAGAAGAAGGUGGUCAAGUACGGCAUGGGCGGGCUCAUCAUCCUGUUCCUCGUGGCCAUCAUCUGGUUCCCUCUGCUCUUUAUGUCCCUGGUGCGCUCCGUGGUCGGCGUCGUCAACCAGCCGAUCGACGUCACCGUCACCCUCAAGCUGGGUGGCUACGAGCCCUUGUUCACCAUGAGCGCGCAGCAGCCGUCCAUCGUGCCCUUCACGCAACAGGCCUAUGAGGAGCUGUCCAGACACUUCGACCCGAACCCUCUGGCCAUGCAGUUCAUCAGCCAGUACAGCCCCGAGGACAUCGUCACGGCGCAGAUCGAAGGCAGCUCCGGGGCACUGUGGCGCAUCAGCCCGCCCAGCCGGGCCCAGAUGAAGCGGGAGCUGUACAACGGCACCACCGACAUCACCCUGCGCUUCACCUGGAAUUUCCAGAGGGACCUGGCCAAGGGCGGCACCGUGGAAUACACCAACGAGAAGCACACCCUGGACCUGGCUGCCAAUAGCAGUGAGCGGAGGCAGCUGGCCAGCCUGCUGGAGGGCACCUCGGACCAGUCGGUGGUCAUCCCCAAUCUCUUCCCCAAGUACAUCCGUGCUCCCAACGGGCCCGAGGCCAACCCCGUGAAGCAGCUGCAGCCCAACGAGGAGGCCGACUACCUCGGAGUGCGCAUCCAGCUGCGGAGGGAGCGCGUGGGCUCGGGGGCCGCCGGCUUCCUGGAGUGGUGGGUCAUCGAGCUGCAGGACUGCCAGGCCGAAUGCAACCUGCUCCCCAUGGUCAUCUUCAGCGACAAGGUCAGCCCGCCCAGCCUCGGCUUCCUGGCCGGCUACGGGAUCAUGGGGCUCUACGUGUCCAUCGUGCUGGUCAUCGGCAAGUUCGUGCGUGGCUUCUUCAGCGAGAUCUCCCACUCCAUCAUGUUUGAGGAGCUACCCUGCGUGGACCGCAUCCUCAAGCUCUGCCAGGACAUCUUCCUGGUGCGGGAGACGCGCGAGCUGGAGCUGGAGGAGGAGCUCUACGCCAAGCUCAUCUUCCUGUACCGCUCGCCCGAGACCAUGAUCAAGUGGACCCGCGAGAAGGAGUAGGAGCCAGGGCCCCGCACCCAGGCAGGAAGGAGCCACCCGGCAGACCGCCGGGCCCUGAUGCUGCUGCCGGAACGAAGGAAGGAAGCUGUGGCCCCUCCCCCGCCCAGCUCAGGGCACCUCCUCGUCCCCGAGGGCCCCACGCGGCCGGCACGCUGGGCUGGGGCUGGGGCGUCCAGCCUUCCCCUCCCCACGAGUACUGUAGGGUUUUCUAAUUAAAAGUAUUUUUAUUUAUGCGA